GAAUGACCACAAGACCAUUGCGCAAUAUUACUUCAUUAUUCAGAACGGUGUACUUCACAUUUUCUUGUUUGUUUUAUCUUAUAGCCUGCAUAGUUAUAAUACCAAUAGUUUAUGGAAUAUACCAAGGUCUUUCAUUUCUUGGUAUAAAUAUGGAGGGAUUUAAGGCGGCUGUGGGCAAACUAUGGCUACUGGUCACACAGUCUCUGUUAUGCAUACUGAUAGGAGAUAACACGUAUUUUUUGCAUGAGCCAGUAACACCGGAUCAGCUUAUGAACAACACGCUAAUUAUAUCAAAUCACACAUCAUACGUUGAUUGGAUAUACAUAUGGUCAUUACUUCUAAAAACCGGAAGAGAAGGAAUUUCAUUUAUUGCAAAGGAGGCAGUUGGCGCAUUUUAUCCUUUAAAGCUGGGAAUGGACAUGCUCAACUUUGUUCUUCUCAGCAGAAAGAUGGAUGAAGACAAAAAGCGGCUUAAGAAGGCCUGCAGUCUGCUCCAUGAAAACAAUUGCUACAAUUUGGUAAUGUUUACAGAAGGCACAUUUAUUGAUGAGGCGACGAAAAAAAGAGACAUUGAAUUUAUGAAUAAGGAACUCCGUAAUAGACAAUUAUUAAAGGAGCUUUCUCCAAAGGAAAUACAGGAAAGAAACAUACACACGACUAUUCCCCACGAUAUAGACAAUGUAUUUCAAGAAGUAUUAUUUCCUAGAGUGAAAGGAAUUAAGUUCCUUUUGGAUGAAUUAAAGCCGACCCUUAAAAAUAUUCUGGAUUGUACGAUUUAUUUGAAUAUGAAGGGUGCGAAUACAAUCUAUCCGUCCGAUCACUUCACAAUAAAAAAUAUUAUUCUUGGCCGCUGUUCACGCAUGCAAGCACUGAUUAUUUGUGAAAAUAUUAAAUUUACAAAUAAAAUAGCAGAGGAUUCAAGCAACUGGAUAUAUAAUAGAUUUAAGAAGAAGGAUGAGCUGCUUAAGCUGCUUAAGCUACAAAGGAAUGACAAAGAUAAUAUUGAUGAAAUAUGCCAUGAAUAUAAGCAGAAGGGAUAUUCGCUAACAAGAAUAUAUCCUUCUGUUAAAGUGACUGUUUUCUUAUCAGCAGGUGCACUUCAGGUUAUUUUUUCGCUCAUAUAUAUAUUAUAUUUUCUUAGUGGGUUUAUUUAUAGGGGCAUAGCAGAUUGCCACAAAAUAAUAGAAGCAUUUUAUGGAUAAUGUAAGAGUCCUAAUAAGUAUUAGUAUACUUUAGUAACUAAUG
Molecule: messenger RNA, 1245 nt
Organism: Nematocida parisii ERTm1
Lineage: Eukaryota; Fungi; Microsporidia
Exons: 1
Cellular component (GO): endomembrane system
Molecular function (GO): acyltransferase activity
Source: RefSeq, a predicted model, not a curated record